AUGAGCACCUUGAGCAACCCCGAUUCGAUCAACCACAAGCAGGGUACCAUCAAGCCCUCUGUGGCACCCGAACCACCGAUGACUGACAAAGGCCACCAACCUGGACGCAAGGUCAAUGAGGCAGACCAGCGGCCCGAAUUCCACCUAGAACGCCACCCUCCCGGCACCGCACCCGCCAGCAACUCCUACUCUGCCAACACCGUCGACCGAGUAGGCUCCCAAGCCAACAACCCAGAUGUCCUCCGCGCACACGGCAAGGAGGCCGUGCACACAUCUGCUGCCAACACUUUGAAGGGAGCUACGUCCGCCGAUGUACACACCGGAUUUGGCAAGCCUCUCGUGGGCGAGACCGGCGUUGAAGUUGCCCACGACGGCGCCCACGGUCGUAAGAGGCAGCGUGGAGGACUAGAAGGUGUUGGCGCCUCCAUUGAAGAUAAGAGUGGCGAGCGCAAGUUCCCCGAUAAGCGUGGAGACGAGAGAGAGCAUCACAUGAGUCGUCUUCGCGGUAACAAGGAGGAUCGCUCCGCGGCGGAUAUGCAACCAGAGCCCGCUGAGACCUUGGAUGCUGAAUGGAAGUAUGAGCCUAGCACUAAGCGGUAA
This is a messenger RNA of Penicillium daleae, 600 nucleotides long. RefSeq lists its product as uncharacterized. Bases 1 to 600 code for a protein of 199 amino acids. The transcript has 2 exons. Lineage: Eukaryota; Fungi; Ascomycota; Eurotiomycetes; Eurotiales; Aspergillaceae. The record is from RefSeq and is a predicted model, not a curated record.